CAUCUCGUCACUACCAUCUCCUUUGUUCUUCUCCAGCACUCAUCGACUACUCCAUCGUCCUCAUCUCUGCUCUUUUCUUCACGCCGUCCAUCACCACGGCAACGCACACAUUCUCGACACCGAAGAUCUUCUCGCCCAAGUCUCUGCGCGUCUCCGCACCAUGGCCGACGUCGACUCCAAAGGCCCCGCGCCCGUUCCACUCUCGAAGCAGCCCGAGUGGAGCGACGUUGUCCCCGUGCCGCAGGACGAUGGGCCCGACCCCCUCGUUCCCAUCAUGUACUCCCCUAUAUACCGCGAGCACAUGGACUAUUUCCGUGCCGUAAGCGCCACCGGCGAGCGCAGCGACCGCGUGCUUGAACUUACUGAGGCGAUCGUCCGUCUCAACCCAGCCCACUACACGGUCUGGCAGUACCGCUUCGCGACACUAGUCGCUCUGAAGAAGGACCUCGCAGCCGAGCUCGAUCUUAUGAACGAGUUUGCGCGCGCAAACCUCAAGAGCUACCAGGUGUGGCACCACCGCCUGCUGCUCCUCGAGGCGCUGUCGCCUGCCGAUCCCGUCGACGAGAUCGCCUUCAUCCACGACUCGCUCGGCCCCGAUACCAAGAACUACCACACUUGGGCGUAUCUGCACUGGCUGUACUGCCACUUCUCGGGGCUCGGACGCAUCUCGGACGAACACUGGGCGCGCGAACUGGAGUGGUGCGAUGACAUGCUCAAGUUGGACGGGCGGAAUAACUCGGCGUGGGGGUGGCGCUGGUUCUUGCGCAUGGCCAGGCCGGGUGUUGAGGGAUUGAAUGGAGAGGAGGAGAUCAAAUACGCCCUCGAGCAGAUCCACAUAAUUCCGCACAACGCGAGUGCCUGGAACUACCUGCGCGGCGUCGUGCGCGUGACUGGCGCAGCGCGUGCCCCUCUCAUCCCCGUCCUAGCGGCGUACAUGGCGGGAAGCGCGGUGCCGCCCAGGGCGCCUACAGAGGAAGUGGCCAAGGAUGCCUGGCCGAACCGCUCAGGACCGGUGGAUAUUCAGACGCCGCUGCCGGUGCCUUUGGCGCUGGAGUUCCAGGCGGACGCGCUGGUGGAAGGCGGGCGCCUCGGUGACGCCGCGGCCGUGUACGGCCAGCUCGGCGCGAGUGUCGACCGCAUGCGCAGUGCCUACUGGGAGAUGCGGCGGGGCGAAUGUGUCAACGCGUAGGCGGGGCGAGGUGCCAGGCAGGCGCUGGGCGCGAUCCAAGUGUCCAUUGCCGAGUGCCGAGUGCCGAGGCGUGAGAGGCGUGAGAGGCGUGAGAGGGCGAAAGAGCGAAAGAGCGAAAGGGCGAUAGACAGGAGGGCAAAAGGGCAGGAGGGCAAUGGCUAGUGCAGAAGUGCAGAUCGGGGGGCGUGAGUGACGAGAGAGAGAAGAGAGAGCGCCAGAGUGGGUGUGCAUAGUUUCCAUUAUAUCAUAGUUGGGUCCAGGCGACCGCGCCUAAGCGUUGUUGUCCACGGGACGAUGAACCGACGUCGAUCCGCACAGAUGGCGCACACGGCUACUUGCAGUUAAUGUACUUGGCAAUACCGACGGCCUACGGCGUACGAUGAGGAAAGUGAGGUUUGCCGAUUGUCAACUGCGGCCGGGAUCGUACCAAUAUGACUGAAU
Messenger RNA from Cutaneotrichosporon oleaginosum, 1630 nucleotides. Lineage: Eukaryota; Fungi; Basidiomycota; Tremellomycetes; Trichosporonales; Trichosporonaceae. The record is from RefSeq and is a predicted model, not a curated record.